GGAGCAACUAAUUCUAAUAACUAGGGUGAGACUUUCAUUUUUUAUUUUAUUUUUUUUAGCUUGUAACAGAUGUAUUUUACCCUAUUUACAGUCUUAUUGUCCGCGUUGGCUGUAGUUAAGCGACAGAUAUCGUUGACAUGUAACUCUGAGUUGUAUGGUUUGUGUUCUGUAGAUACAUUUAGAUAGGGAGUGGUAGUUGUGGAUACAUCAGCCCUUCUCAACUGAAGUUCUCUAGGAUAUGAUUAAGUGGCAUGGAUGAAAACAAUGGACAUGGGCAGGUGGACUAUUUGCUGCAAGUUGAAGACUCACUCAUAGAAGGAGUCAGCGACCCUGUCUUGUUUGUGGUCGUUCUCAGUGUCACGUUCUUGUGUGGACUGGUAACUCUGCUCUGCAGAAACGAGCAGCAGAACAUCCACCCAGAGAACCAGGAACAUGUCCGUGCCGUCCGACAGCAGCUGCAGUCCGACUCGCAGGAAGGUGAACCAACAGAGCCCAGGCAGCAGUUCUAUACAGACAUGUCCUGUCCAGUGUGUCUACAACAGGCCGUGCUGCCUGUGGAAACAAACUGUGGACAUCUCUUCUGUGGUUCUUGUAUAAUUGCAUAUUGGCGAUAUGGGACAUGGCUUGGUGCAAUCAAUUGUCCCAUCUGCAGACAAAUGGUGACCCUGCUGUUCCCACUCUUCCAUGAGCAUGCCGCCCCUCAGCAGGCUCAGGAUGGAACGGUAGAACCUCUCCUCAUCCUGCGGGAUCUUAACGACUACAACCGCAGGUUUUCAGGACAACCCAGAUCUCUGAUGGACCGGCUACGUGACGUCCCCACGUUGCUGCGCCACCUCUUCAGGGAGAUGUUCUCCGUAGGAGGCCUGUUCUGGAUGUUCCGGAUCCGUAUCCUGCUGUGUCUGAUCGGGGCUCUGACCUACCUGAUCUCCCCUCUGGACUUCAUCCCUGAGGCUCUGUUUGGCCUGCUAGGCUUCCUGGAUGACUUCUUCAUCAUCCUGCUUCUGUUCAUCUAUAUCUCUAUCAUGUAUAGAGAGGUGGUGACCCAGAGACUGGCAGGGUGAUGACACCCGUUCAGUUCGGCUGCAGGGAAAUUGAUUUGUGAUGCAGGAGCCAGGAGGACAUGAAAUGCCAUGGCCAGAGUUUACUGAUCAUCGCUUAGCUUCAGGUCAAAGACACAAACAGUGAGAGUGCUCUGUUGCUUUGGACUGGAGUUCCACCGUGCAGAAGAGUGGGGACUAGUUAACGGGUCUUUUGGCAAAAUGUUUAUUUCAUCAGUUAAUGUAAUCCUAUUGAAUAUGCUCAUCUAAAACGUGUGUGUGUGUGUGUGUGUGUGUGAGAGAGAAAGGGGGGGCUGGGACAAUAAACCGAAAAUUACUGGC
Messenger RNA from Salmo salar (Atlantic salmon), 1379 nucleotides. RefSeq names its product ring finger protein 170. Gene Ontology annotation, molecular function: ubiquitin protein ligase activity. NCBI's taxonomy places the organism in Eukaryota, Metazoa, Chordata, Actinopteri, Salmoniformes, Salmonidae. The record is from RefSeq and is marked provisional.